Molecule: messenger RNA, 1145 nt
Organism: Dendrobium catenatum
Lineage: Eukaryota; Viridiplantae; Streptophyta; Magnoliopsida; Asparagales; Orchidaceae
Product: derlin-1.1
Exons: 7
Coding region: 115-903 (262 amino acids)
Biological process (GO): endoplasmic reticulum unfolded protein response
Cellular component (GO): endoplasmic reticulum membrane; Hrd1p ubiquitin ligase ERAD-L complex
Molecular function (GO): misfolded protein binding; ubiquitin-specific protease binding
Source: RefSeq, a predicted model, not a curated record
UCUUCCACAUCUCAGCCUCUUCGCCCUUAAAAAGAACAAAAAGAAGGCAGAGAUUCUGAUAGAUCGCCUACUGCUAUUCAUCGCUAUUACCACCACCCUUCUCUUCAUUCCUCGAUGUCCACUCCAGGCGAAUAUUAUAGACCACUGCAGCUGCUUAUUAUGUCCCCACCCUUCUCACUUCCACCAGUGACGAAGGCCUAUGGAGUUCUGUGUCUUAUGACCACUGCAGCUGCUUAUUUAAACUUAUUUGACGUUCGUUUUAUUCUGUUAUCAUAUGAGCUCCUUCUGAAAAAGUUUCAGAUUUGGAGGCUUAUUACAAAUUUCUUCUUCCUCGGUCCAUUUUCAGUAUAUUUUGGUUUGCGAUUUGUGAUGCUAGCAAGGUAUGGAGUUCUCCCGGAGAAAGGGGCCUUUAAUCAAAGAACUGCUGAUUUUCUAUGGAUGAUGAUCUUUGGAGCACUCUCUCUUUUGGUGUUUGAUUUAAUUCCAACAGUUUAUUUUUGGAGGACAGACUCAGUCCCACAGUAUCAAUAUCCCACAUUAGGACCAUCUCUGGUCUUCCUGAACCUCUACGUCUGGUCCAGCGAGGUGCCAGAUUCAAGAAUCAGCAUAUCUGGUGUAGUCACAAUAAAGGGUAUGUACCUGCCAUGGGCAAUGCUGGCAGUGGACUUGAUAUUUGGUGUUCCUCUAAAACCUGAUAUCAUGGGUAUUUUGGCUGGGCAUCUUUACUAUUUUCUUGCAGUGCUUUACCCUCUUUCUGGAAGAAAGAACAUACUGAAAACUCCUCUAUUUGUCCACAAGUUUGUUGCUCACUGGGGGGAAGGAGCCCAAAUGAACAGCCCGGUGCAGCCCAACCCACACGCAGGGGUUGCAUUUCGUGGAAGAAGCUACAGGCUUAAUCAAUAGAGAAUAAUUAUUGUUAUUGUUAUUUCUUAUUCAGCUGAGUAUUACUGCCCAAGUUUUUUUCUAUUUAGCCGCCCAUUACCUAUCUCAUAUGUAACUUAAAAAUCGUAAGAGUCAAAACUUGUAAGAUGGGCUAUGUCCCCUACAUGACUCUGACAUUCGAUAGUUGGAUUUGGGCCCCAAGGCUAUAAUUCUCCGUGGCCCAUUUUGCUUGAUGGUUAAAUCAUGUAUUAUUAUUAAAGUUA